UCUUUGCGAGGACAACUUCCGCCCCGGCUGUUGGACGCUGGAGCUGUGAGCAGUUUUUUUUUUUUAAAUAGAGAGCUACCCCUCGGCUGAUUCAAAACAGGAUGGCAGAGGAGGCAGAUGCCGGUGUUUCUUCACGGGCGAAGUGUAAGGCUUUGCAAAGGGCCAAGAUACUGCAACAAGAAAGCGAGAGGAAGAUGGUUAGACUGGUUAGACGGAUCCUGAAGAAAGCCGAGGCUGAGCGGUCGGAGGAGGAGGCGGCUGUGUUAGUGCUGCACAGAGAAACUGUGGAGGAGCUUUGCAAGAGACAAGUCCGCAGAAAUGUGCUCAAGAGGAAGCAGGAGGAGGUGUUUGAUGAUACUGAAGAGCUGAAAAGUAAAGUCAGGCAGCUUGCUGCGGCAGUUAAACAAGCAAAACACCUGGUGGUUUACACUGGUGCUGGUAUCAGUACGGCAGCUUCUAUCCCAGACUACAGGGGCCCUAAUGGUGUGUGGACACAGCUACAGAAAGGACGGACAGUCAGUUCAUCUGACCUGAGUAAAGCUGAACCCACCCUCACACACAUGUGUAUUAGGAUACUGCAUAAGGAAAAGCUGGUAAAGCAUGUUGUCUCUCAAAACUGUGAUGGACUUCACUUACGUAGUGGUCUACCGAGACUUGCCCUGUCUGAGCUUCAUGGAAACAUGUUUAUUGAGGUGUGUACAUCCUGUUCGCCAGUCAGGGAGUACGUUCGUUUAUUUGAUGUGACGGAGCGGACGUCGCUGCACAGACACGGGACAGGCCGCAGGUGUAGCCACUGCGGCAGCGAACUCAGGGACACCAUAGUGCACUUUGGGGAACGAGGGACCCUGGAGCAACCUCUCAACUGGAAGGGAGCUGCAGAGGCUGCUAGUGUGGCAGAUGUUAUUCUCUGCUUGGGCUCCAGUCUGAAGGUGCUGAAGAAAUACGCUUGUUUGUGGUGCAUGAACAGACCGGCAAGCAAAAGGCCUAAACUUUACAUUGUCAACCUCCAGUGGACACCAAAAGACGACCUGGCUGUGCUGAAAAUACAUGGCAAGUGUGAUGAUGUAAUGAGUCUCCUAAUGGAGGAGCUGAACAUUCAGAUUCCUGCGUACGACAGGGCGAAGGAUCCCAUCUUUAGUCUAGCCACACCCCUGCAACCAGAUGAAAUGGACAGCCGUACUCGUGAGGUCAUCGCUCCCCCUAAUGGGUCGGAGGACUGCUUACCUGGCCCUGGGGAGCAGGCUGAAGAAUCCACAGCUGUGCAGGGUGGCUGGUUUGGACGAGGCUACGGCAAAGGAAGGAAGAAGAAAAAAGUUGCAUAAUUAGGGGAACUUAAUUGAUGUGGUGUGGAGAAGUAUGUCAAGCGACCAAUCCUACUGAGAGAUUCAGAUUUCAGUCCCAUGAUGAUGAGGAACUGAACUUUCAACUUAAGGGUGCUAUUCUAUAUUGGUAUCAUUUGGUCAGGUGUGUGUGAUGGGGGGGAAAACAGGUUUGAGUAUUUGCUAUUUGAAAAUGGCACUGCGUACCUUGAACUUAUUAUUAUUUCAUACAGCAUUCAGUUAGUAACAGUAAGCUACAAAAGUGGUUUGGUUAUUCUAACUUUUAUGGCAGCUAAGCUAGCUGUUUUAGUAGAGCUAUAUGUAUUAUCCUGGGAAGGCAAUUUAUUUUUUUCCCAGGAUGGCAACAAAAUGACUUACUGUGACUCUACAGUGUCUCUGAUUGGUUAGCUUUAGGCAUGAGGACUGAUGAUUGGUAAGGGUUAAAGGAAAGAUCAGAGACAGAAUAGGAUGGGUCACUGUUGUCAUCCUGGGAGGGGGCUUUCACCCAGCAUGGCUAGCAGAGCCAGCCCAAAGAUUGAAAUGAUAAAACCAUGGUAUUAUUUUGGUUAUUUGUAGCAUGUCACACCCUUUAAACUUUUGGGAAAAAAAAGAUUCCUCAUUGAUGCACAAAAUAUGCUGUCUGCUUUCAUCACAGUCACAAUGGAUACCAGUAGUGACAAGUUUUGAUGAAAAGAUGUCAAAAAGCCUAGAGCAGGUUUUGAGACCACUCCUGUAGCAUUAUCAGUUUCUCUGCUAUCCCUGUUUCUCUGUGUUCAGUAGAACACAGACACUCAUAUUUCCAAAUGCUUGUACAAGAGGGGGCCUUUCUGCGCAUUUGUCCUUUAACUGUGUAUUUUUACCAAGUUGGUGUUUGUGGCAUUACUGUAAUUAAUUUAAUGUUCAACAUACUGCUGAUUUGAACAUUAUCUAGAUGUCCAUGGAAAUACUGAAAGACCGGAGUCUGAAGUAUAAGUUACUGUACAUAUGCUCACUGGAAGUGUUCGUAAGCAACAAAAACAGCAGCAGCAGCAGCAGCAUACCCGUUGCCACCUUUUGACAUCUGUGCUGUGCCAGCUUUUACUGAGAAGAGAUUUAAAAAGUUUCAGGAGCACAAACAUUUUCUACAUGUAUUGCUUAGAGUUAAAACUUAUUUUUAUAGUCUUUUUCAGACAUGUAAAACUUGCAUUGUUGAAUGUACAUUUUUAACAUAUCUUAUUUGUGUUCAUGUUUAUUUUAAAAGUUUACUUGAAUUAUUUCCUUAACUCAUAGAGACCUUCACUCUGCUGUCACUUAUCCUCAGGUUUGCAGGCUGUGUAGUACAGCUACUGCUGUACCUUGGUUUACUGAAGUUGUUGAAUUGUGUUUACAUUUUUAUCUCAACUUUCAUGCAGACUAUGCAGAGACUCUGCUGCUGUCACUCUUUUGUUUGCAGCAGAGUAUGAAGGAAAGGUGAUUUUUUUUUUUUGAUUUUUACAUAAAUAGUUUGUUUUGUGUUACUUUAAGUUACUGUUUACUUAAAUGAUUGGAAACAACCAAAUAUGUGUAUCUAUUAAUUUGUCUCAGGAAGAUUGAGUAUUAUUAUUAAUAUUCUCAUUCUGAACCAUAUAGUGUCAAAACUAGACUAGCAGACUAGCCAUUAUAAGCUAAUGUUCAGCAUUCCUAAAAGUCUAACCAAUAGAACUGGAUGUGAAGACUCAUUGGUUUUCAUUGUCUUUUGCAAGAAAAGAAAAAGGUUUAAUGUUUGUGAGACAAUAAAGUGUUACCCAUUUAA
Scatophagus argus is the source of this 3090-nucleotide messenger RNA. It is a transcript of the gene sirt7, whose product is annotated as sirtuin 7. The record is from RefSeq and is a predicted model, not a curated record. NCBI's taxonomy places the organism in Eukaryota, Metazoa, Chordata, Actinopteri, Scatophagidae. Gene Ontology annotation, molecular function: NAD+ binding. The transcript is spliced from 10 exons. The coding region runs from base 102 to 1322 and encodes 406 amino acids.